AUGCUGCUGGUACCAUAUAUGGUGAGCAUUUUGGCGCCGAACAACACGGUGCGCGAGUGGCGCGACGUGGUAUUCGCAACGGCUGCUGUGCUGGUCAUCUCGAAUGCACUGUUCUGCUGGAUGUGCAGUGCUGAUCCGGAGCCCUGGGCGCUGCUUGGCUUACAGAAAACGGAAAAGGAUGCUGAUGUGAAACUCCGGCUGAGCCGUGGCGAAACCUGUGCGAAUGCCUAG
Molecule: messenger RNA, 231 nt
Organism: Gongylonema pulchrum
Lineage: Eukaryota; Metazoa; Nematoda; Chromadorea; Rhabditida; Gongylonematidae
Source: the annotation of a GenBank genome assembly